Molecule: messenger RNA, 3412 nt
Organism: Aspergillus steynii IBT 23096
Lineage: Eukaryota; Fungi; Ascomycota; Eurotiomycetes; Eurotiales; Aspergillaceae
Product: respiratory complex assembly protein Rmp1
Exons: 6
Coding region: 98-3295 (1065 amino acids)
Source: RefSeq, a predicted model, not a curated record
UCCUAGUGCGCUGGCCAGCUAACAAGAACCAGAGCAUUUUCGAAUCAAUGGGUGACAAGUGAUAACGGAAUAAUCACAGAGCUGCGCCUUGCCAACCAUGCAGGCUUUUGUUCCGAAGAAUCGGAGGCCCAGGUUUGAGCUUGUCCUCCGGAUUAUCGACCUCAACAAUGUCCCCCUCGUAAACGGAACGGCAUACGUGAAAUGGCGACUACCCUCAUCGAGCGCGGCCGAACAUCACGGACACACCGAUAAGGCGGUGAUCCUGGAUCACCGGGCAUACUGGAACUACGAGAAAACGCUGCCGGUGCGGCUUACGAUCGAUCGCAACCAGACCCUCCAUGAAUGCGAAAUCCAUUUCGAGAUCAUCCAGGAGUUCGAGGCCGGGGCCACCGGAGAAGCCAGGAAUAUUCUGGGGAGGAUUCGAUUGAACCUAUCCGAAUAUGUGGAGAAGAGUGACGACCGUGAAGGCGUCACCAGGAGAUAUUUGAUGCAGGAAAGCAAGAUCAACAGCACCCUUAAAAUCGCGAUAGCGAUGCACCAGGUGGAGGGAGACCGCAAUUUUACAACUCCGCCCCUAAAAUCAGCCAUGGUGUUUGGAGGAAUCGCCGGCGUGGUUUCCGCUGAACAGGGCGAUCCGGUGGAUCUAGGCCGAAUGCCAUCCAUUAAUGUACAGAGCAGAGAGGCUGCAGACAUGCAGGACAUGUAUCGCCGCACAUUAGCUGCUUCCUGGAAUUCUCGACCGGACGACCUGCCGGCGGACAAGCUGAUCGAGGAGCUAUUUUCGGGCUCCAUCAGUUGGAGUAAUGACACCCACGACACACGAUCUGGGAAAACGGCAGAGCAUGACACCUCUACCAGAGACGAAACGGGAACACGAUCCAAUGCAUCAAAUCGACUGUCCCCCAGUUUCGAAAGACGACCGAGAAGCUCGGGGAGCAACCAACUUCGCCACGACGUGAGGAUGCCCGAAUAUCAUUCAGCGAUGGGUCAUACAAGAAAGUCUGGAAGCAUAGAGCAAAAUCUUUACAGCACUGCCAAAGCCAACGCAUGGAGAAGUCGCAGCAAUAGUGACUAUGAAUUGUCGGAGUUUGAUGUCCGUGAAGAUCUGAAGAGCUGGGAAAUUAGCAGUAAGGAUAGCCAGCACUCCAAGCUCGAUGAACAUUACAGGCGUCAAUUUUCACGCAAUCGCCGCACCCCCACGACGAACCCAAGAGAUAAAAAAAGGCAGCUUGGCAAGAAAUUGCCUAUCUCGGUCACAUCUCUAGGUGAACCAGGGGAGGUGCUCGUCGUGGAGGAGCGGAACCACCGCCAAUUCCCGGCUCACGUCCAGGACGAUGGGCCUGCAGAUCAAGACAGCCUCUCGUUAAUGCUGGAAGAUAUCGAUGCUUUGGAAAAUCCUACGAACGAAGACUCUGUGACAGAGAAUAUCGAACUCCUUCGACGUUACAAACCUAGGGAUAGGUUGUCCUUCGACGAGUGGCACGACCACAGACAAGAAAUCUUGAAAUCUUUCACCAACAAACAACUGAGCGCCUAUAUUUUGGAGUUUGUGGGUGAUGAGGAGGGGGAAGUGCUGGAGCAUGGAAAAGAAGCGUCUGCCAGAUGGAGACCGGGAAUCUCGACAUUUCUCGAACCGGCUGAUGAGCUUGAUUCCAAUAGAAUUAUGAGAUCACAGGAUAAUGUGAAAGCCAAGGACCUCUUGGUUGAAAGGAUUCUGAGGGACUGCUGGAAACUCGGAAUUAUGGGCGAAGCUGGUCAGCUCGAUUAUAAACUUUCUCCACCCUUGUUAUCACUCCUUGCUCGAUCCACGAACUUCUCCUUCGAGGUGCUAGCUAGCCUCCAUGAUGCUCAAAUCGACCUUACUCAUUCCCUUGGUCUGGUUCGGAUAACCGGAAGCCAAAAAGCAUGCGAAACGCUUCGGGAUGUAGUAGAAGAUGCUACAGCUGCGAUACGACAGGAAGACAUUCAAUUAUACUCACAAGAUGCCCCCAGAGCCCAACCUAGCAAUCGCGUUCUCAGCCCGGAGUUUCUGUCAUGGGUCAGCACAACCUACGGUGUGGUAUUUGAGGAGCAGGCUUCAGAGCCAAGUAAACUGUUUUACUUGGCCGAAAACAAGCAGGGCGCAGAAGAUGCCAGGAGGACACUCAACCUAGCAAUAUACGAUAAAACUGCGCCUCAAGCACCGUUUGGCACAUAUUUAUCUGCCUCUCAACCUAUCGAAUGCUAUGAUGUCAACCCAGAGGACAACACAACUUGGUGGAAUCGGGAAAAGCGAUGGUUUCGGUGGGCUAUGCCACCAGCUCAAUCCGCUGUGGCCAAAGUUCUCGAAAUGCCCUUUUUCGACAAUCACGAAACACGCCUCUCCGGCGAGCUCCUGAAAAUACUCCGACAGAAAUCCCACCCCAAGGUUGAUCAGACCGAUGGCGACAAUGUGCGCGAGACGGUUUCAGCGGCCGUUGGCAAAUGCCUUUUCGUGCGCAAAUCCUCUCCCAUGGAAGAGAGCAUCAGUGCUAAGGAGCUGGGCAAAUUGUCUGCUCCCAGGUGUUUCACCACUGAUAUACCUCGAGUGACAUCCAUCCUACGCCGACUGCCCUUCCGUGUAGCCGACGAAUCCAUACGAAAUCACCGCAUUCAACUUGUCCCAUCUUUGAAGUACGCAAACGUAUUCCCGGAUCUUGACGUCGAGUUUACGGUGCGAAAAGAACAUGGUGGAGUCAAUCCCAGGACUGAAGUACUCCUGCAGAGUGCUAAAAUGGUUCUUUCCAAGGGCAACGUGGACUACUUGCUUCCGGAGAAUGCGCUGGAUCUCCGAUUCACCCGGACGCUGACCCGUGAGCUUCUGGAAGGACCCCGCGGGAAUUACCUCCUGCAAAACCUCCAGGAGGUGCUGGAAGAUGCCUUCGCUAAGGCCCGAGCCAACCAGGAAGACAAGCCACUUCCCGCAUUCAUCGACCUUUCGCUUCCCAACGACGCCUUGCGCACUUCCACCGAGAACCAGGACCCCAGUGGCCAAACGGCAGCCGAGUACAUGUUCCUGCCCGUGAGAGACAUCCAAGGCACGCGCAUCACCCGCUACGGCUACCGAGACCACGAGCUCAAAUACUCCUAUUAUGAAAGCGGUCCGUAUUAUGCCCACCGGACGACGGAUUUCUUCCUGGACAUGGACAUCACAGAGGGCCUCUCGGAUCCUCCUGCCGACCAGCUGAUGCAGGGACCUGAGGACUUCAAUUCCUUCUACAAAGCUGCCUGUGAGUUGGCUUUUGAUGGGGACAAAGCCUGGCGUGCACCCGUCUAGUAGGCGGGGGCUAGUCAUACAUGUAUAUUAGAAAUUGCCGAUUGAGAGCCCAUGCCUAUGGCUCGUGGCUCAUUUUAUAAGUAAUCUUGCAUAGAAACUGUAUAUAGAACGAUGUCC